AUGGCCUACUCAUCUGCCUCUCGGUCACAUCUCCCGCGCGAGUCCGUCUAUCCCCAACCGCCUUCGUCUGGAUACCUGCAUGCCCUCGAGGACUGUGUGCAGGCCACAGAAGCGUGCUCAAGGACGCUAGGGAUUGCACUGGAAAAGUUUGAACCGGGAGUGAGGGAUCUUCCUCGUUUGACAAAAAUCUUUCGCCACGAGCAUCACUUCCUUGUGCUUCCCGAACCGACUAUCACAGCCCACAAAGCCGCUUUAUCGCACUCGAUAGCGCCUCAGAUUGAUCAGCUGAUAGCAAGGGCUGAUAGAAGCGUCAAAUCAGAGCAGACCAAGAUGGCGAACCUCGAGGAGAGAUUGAAGAUUCUGGAGUCUGCCCGCCAUCGCCCAACAUCAUCCCUCCCUCCCCUCUCCUCCUCCUUGCAGUCUGCUGCGGCUUCAUCGCCGAGUCCAUCACAAGAAGACACAUCUUGCAAGAUCACAGAUCUCAACGUGAGAGAGCUGAGCAUUUUGCAACGAAAGAAGGUCAUGCAGCUCAAAGCGAAGAGAGAGAGGCUUGAGAAGGAGAUGGCAAGACUCGAGGGAAGCGCGUAG
Molecule: messenger RNA, 588 nt
Organism: Cryptococcus wingfieldii CBS 7118
Lineage: Eukaryota; Fungi; Basidiomycota; Tremellomycetes; Tremellales; Cryptococcaceae
Product: DASH complex subunit SPC19
Exons: 3
Coding region: 1-588 (195 amino acids)
Biological process (GO): attachment of spindle microtubules to kinetochore
Cellular component (GO): DASH complex; spindle microtubule
Source: RefSeq, a predicted model, not a curated record